Messenger RNA from Rhopilema esculentum, 5039 nucleotides. RefSeq lists its product as uncharacterized. NCBI's taxonomy places the organism in Eukaryota, Metazoa, Cnidaria, Scyphozoa, Rhizostomeae, Rhizostomatidae. The record is from RefSeq and is a predicted model, not a curated record. Gene Ontology annotation, molecular function: hyaluronic acid binding.
AAUGUUUUGAGCGGGAAGACCAACGUUUCUAUUGACGAUUAGGCCCGCAUUUCAUGUAGUGAAGCGAAUUUAACAACAAGCUUUUGGAGAAGCAAUUAGACGUGCUGAAAAAGAAAAUGUCUUUCUCAAGGUCAACCUCGAAAAGAUUUAUUGAUAAUGUUUCUUGUGCUCCACCUGUCGGAUGUUAUGAUGUAACAAAAGCUAACUCUAAAAGUACUGGGCCUGUGACAUUCGAAAAAGGCGGGAGAUUUGUUGAAAAUAAAGAGCAAACUCCAGGUCCGGCAGAUCUUCAGCCUUCUUUUGAUGUUAACAAGUUAGAUGUUUCACAUACAUCCAGCAUUGGUAACUGUAGUUUUGCCACGCCUUCAAAACCAGUAAGAAGAAAUACAAAGUUGAAAUCGUCAUCCAAUACAGACUUGAGCUGCAAGGACCUUAUGUCACAGCAGAUUCACCAUCUUCAAUAUAAGAUUGGUGAACUUGAAAAGAACCUGCAGCGAACACUUAAGGAUAAGAAGGAAAUUGAAUCUCAUAUGAAGGUCAUUUGCAAAGACAAAGAGGAGUUAGUUGUCAAGCUAGAAGAACUGCAAUCUGAGGGGUCUGCUUCAUGUGUUCAACUAGAAAGUGCUUUGGACCAUUGUCAGAAUAAAAUAUUGAGUUUGAAGCAAGAAAGCAUUGAACUGGACUGCCAGAAGAAAAAUCUAGAGGCUGAUUUGAAACUUGGAAACCAAAAUGUGCUUGCUCUUCGUGGUCAGGUGUCAAACUUAGAAACACAGAAAAGCGAGUUCUUGGCGCAGAUAUCAGAGCUUGAAUCUACAGUUUGGCAGCUUCAAGUUUUACUUGAUCAAGUUCGCAUUGAAAAAAGGCUUUGUGAAGAACAGAUUUUGAGUGUUCAAGCCGACUGUAAGGAAACUAGAACCACGCUUUCCAAGAUUCAAAGACUUCAUGAAGAUGACAAAAAGACAUUAACAGGGGUCAAAAGAGAUUUAGAAGAACAGAAAUCGCAAAAUGAAGCAACCACGUUAAACCUUCGCGAGCAUGAACAAAAACUGGAACUGCUGUCUAAGGAAAGGGAUUCUUUAAAAGAAAAUGUUUUUAAUCUCCAAAGAGCGCACGAGCUACUCCAGAACAGGAGGGAUGAAAUGGCUGCUCAGCUUUCGGAAGUUCAAAAUGCCAAGGCUGAUUUGGAAGAGGAAAUGGAACUAUUGGAAAAUUCAACCACGGAAAAUUUGCGACGCAUCACUCUAAAAUAUGAAAGUCUUGAAGAAUCUUACGAUGCAUUAAAGGGGGAAUUUUCAGUUCGAGAAUCCCUGCUGACCUCUGAGUUAGACGUCACAAAAGCAUCCUAUGAGAGCUUGAAAGAGGACCUUCAGACAAUGAAGAAUACUUACAAUAGUCUUCAUCUGAACUAUGACCGAAUGUUGGCAGAGGCUAACGAUUUGGAAGAAAAGUUGAAAGAAUCUGAAGAAACUCAGAAGUUGCUAAAGGAUGAAAAAGACAAGGCUUUAGAGGAGGCAGUCGUGGCGCACGACGCUGAGAAAAAUGCUCUUGUUUUACAGGUGAACGAGCUUUCAAAACUUCUAGAAGAAAAUUCUAAUAAUAGCAAGAAGUACGAAAACGAGAUUUCCGGCUUAAAAAGCACCAUUGAAGGACUAGAACUUGAGAGAAAUACCUUGUCCAGAACAAUUGAUGAAAUGAAAAGUGAAAUUGAAACGAAAGACGUUGAAGUAGAACAGAUCAAAGGCCAGUUCAAGAAUGUAGUCUCAACGAGGGACUUGACGAUUUCAAAAGUUAAAGAGGAGCUCGGAAAGCGAAUCGUCGAGACACAAGCAAAAAUGGCGAGUGUUGAACACAGCUUCCUGCGGAAGUUACAGUUGGAACAAAGCAAGUAUGCCAAACUUUUGUCAGAACACGAGAGUCUUCGAAGCAAAACAAGCGCCGACGCAUUACACCAGGAUUCCGAAAUGUGGCGUGCAAAAUAUGAAGACCUGGAAUCUAAAACUCGUCCGUUCCAGGCCCAACUGGAGUUAUUCGAGCAAGAAAAGCGCAUGCUUUUGAGCGAAAACGAUUUCAAAGAGAGUGAGAUGACCAAGUUGGCAGAAAACUAUGCCAGAAUUCUCGGACAUCAGAAUAACAAACAAAAAAUUCAUCACAUUAUAAGGAUUAAGGAGGAAAACCUUUCUCUGAAAAAGGAGGUGUCUAGGCUACGAGCACAGGUUUCUCGUGAGAAACUCGCAAAGAAAGCGAAUUCACCAAAUAUCAGUCGAAAGGCCAAGUUUGAUCCAUCAAAAGCAUUCCAACACGCUGGGAAAGAGAACAGUGCGCCCAAACCAUUGGGAGAACUGAAUGAAAGCAAUCUUAACUCAACCGUGUCUUGGUAGCUUUGUCUUUAGGAUUAACGAAUAACGGAAAGGUUCAAAAAUGUCUGUAUGCAUAUCUUAAAGAUCCACGUUUUAUGAACUGUUGAACGAAAUUUUCGCUUCUGUGAUCAAUGAAAAUCACAACGGAUGAUUGGGCAUUAUUGUGCAAAUCUUUUUGCACGCAGCCAUUCACAGCUCGUUAUUCGUCUCAUAGUUCGGUAUUUUUUUAAUAUGUAAAUAGUUGAAGGCAAGCAGAAACCCAACGACAGCGGGGAUUUUUUUAAGUUGAUGAUAAUUGUUUUUGGUUUGUUGUUUUUUCGAACCACAAAUUUCGAUAUCUCUCUUUCAAUCGACUGCAAAAUAUUGGUGGAAAACAGAAGGAAAACAUCACAAAAAUUCAUAAAUUGCCAAGUGUUGAUUUCCUUGUAAAUUUGGACAGAAAAUUAGUCCUUUUGUUUUUCGCAUCUGCGAGUUCCUUCCAGAACAACAAAGUUGCCUUACGUAAUAACCUAGUGAUUUAUAAAGAACUCUUGAAGUGGCACAUCUUAUUUUCUAAUCUCAAUAAGAUAUUGCGAGUUUGCGAAUUCAUGGAAAACAUUCCUGCGAAGUUAAGCCAUCUGCGAUACUUAGUUACCAAAUCAUCUUAAUUUAUCCGGAUUUUUUCUUUGGUGAACCGGCUGUAGUGGUUUCUGCAGUACAGAUCUCCUAUCAAAUCGUUUCUUUUAAGAGCCUCCUGCGCAGCGUCAAAGAAUCUAUCCUGGUCACAAGCCUAACUUGCACAAUUUUAAGAAUAAUAUUUUGUUUCUCAUAUGUUAUGUAUGUGUUAUGUAACAACGCAAAAGCCAAUCCAACCGCAAGACUUUUCUCGACACACUGAUGUAAUAUAACUGAUAUAAUCUUUGCCUGAGAUGUGUAUCAUAAUUUUUGUAUUUCCUUUUUGUUGAUUCGACUGUUUUUAUGUAGUGUGUAGUUUGCUUUAACAGUCUUUUAGCGACAAAUGAAUCUUGAUAAUAUGUAGCCACUUCUCGGAUUCCUAGUGUGAAAAACAAUUAAAUCACAUUUUACUGCGUUUUUAUUCAUUUACUUCGCAUUACUUGGCGAUUUAGCCGCUCCGUGACAACAUUGGGGGCUUGGGCUGAAGAGAGUUGUUGGUUUUACCCGAAGGCAAGUGUCCCCUUCCCUCCCUUCCCCCCUCUCUCUGACAGGUACUUCAGCGAUAAGUUUUUUCUGAAGUUAUCGCUGAAAUUUGUGACUGAAAGGAACACUGAACCACUAUAAAGAGAUUUCCUUUAUCGAAAAGAACUCUUAAUACAAAGAACUGUUAUGACUAUAUUUUCAUAUUUAACAUAGUAUUUGAGAAAAUUAUCUAUCAACCAAAAUAACCAUUUUAUUAGAAAAUUGCCUCUAAGUCUCAAUUGAAACAAAAUUUAAUCGGUGUUCAAAAAUGAAAAUGAACAAAGAUUACAAGAUUCAUUUCUCGUCAAACUGUAAAACCAAUUUAACUUAGGUGACCAAAACAACGUACCUAGAGAAACUGGUUUUUAUCACAGAACCCAAUUCCCCUCUUUUCUUAUAAAGCUCUUAUUAUUUCUAUUUUGAAAGGACUGAUAAAGCCUGGACGUGGUCUUCAAUGAAAUUCCGACUCUACGCCUUUUGAUAGUAUGCACAGCUUUAAAUCCUCUACCAAUAUUUCAUGUGUGCGAUUUAAUCUUUGUAUUCGUUGUUUGAAUUAAACGAGGGUAAUCUGCAUCAUAUGCCCCUAUAUAUUAUUUAAAUUCACUUCAUAACUCAGUUUUUGCUGCUCCCUCAAUUUCUUCAAAAGUAUUUUAUUCUUUUCCUCUAGCGAUUUAACUUGAGCCAUCAAAUCGGCAUUUUGCUGUUCAAGAUUGGCCAUCUUGUUUAACACCUCAAGUUCUUUUCUCCUUCUGUCCUCUCGUGACCUCUUUGCAGCUAAAUUAUUCCGCUUUCUUUUUUCCCAAUAGUCAAUGUCUUUCAAUGAAUCUGGAACAAAGUUUCUGCAACUCUUUUUCUGCACAGGUUUAGGAUUGUAUCUGUAUGUAUGGGGCUUCCUCCUUUUUGAUUUACUUUUUCUACCAGCCUCCUCAUUUGUUUCUUCGAACUCAUUUUCAUUGUGCUCUCCUUUAUCGCCCUCAGCUUCUGGUUUGCACUCUUCAGUUACAUCAAGAGAGGUCCUAUCAUCUUUCUCUUUGCCAAAACCAUUAGUUGAGUUUCCUUUGGGGCUGUCCCCGGCAAUUUUAAAAGCAGAUGGCUUUCUUCCUCGGGGGAUGCCAAGAUUCUUGUGUACAGUCUGCAAAAGGUCUGAUAGCAAGUAACUUGUGUGUCUGCCCCCUGGCAGACCCCUUACACCCUCAGAGGAUUUCUCUUCGUGAACAGAAAGAAACUCGUCAAGAUCCAUUAGAUCUGAGUUUUCUGUGAAAAUUCACUCAAUCCUUCUCAUCAUCGUCAAUUACAGCUGUUAGCUUGAAUAAAAACUCUUUUCAUCCCAUAAUAUUUUACCUUCCGUCAUUUGUUUUUUAUGUGUUAUGUAACAUUCCAAAAGCCAAACCAACCGCAAGACUUCUCUAUCCACUGAUGUAAUGUAACUGUGGCAUUUUUGCCUCAGAUAUGUAUCAGUUUAUGAUCAGAUAUGAAAAUCUCAAGCGACAUUGUAGGGGCUGUUUG